Molecule: messenger RNA, 1105 nt
Organism: Erythranthe guttata (spotted monkey flower)
Lineage: Eukaryota; Viridiplantae; Streptophyta; Magnoliopsida; Lamiales; Phrymaceae
Source: RefSeq, a predicted model, not a curated record
AACAAAAUCAUAUUAAGUAGAAGCAUAUAGAGCUGCUACAAUAUAAUGGCGAGUAGCUUAUCGACUUGCCGUAGGGAUAUUCGACCACCGAUGACCGUUUUUAGCCCCAGCAUGUGGGGUGAUACUUUCUCUACGUUUUCUUUCGACGAACAGGUACAAGAAAAGUAUGAAAAGGCCAUGGAAACAUUAAAGCAAGAAGUAAGAAGCAAGUUGGUGGAAGCAACAUCCGGCAAACUGCUUGUAUUGGUUGACACAAUCGAGCGUUUAGGGUUGUCUUAUCAUUUCGAGACGGAGAUCGAAGAAAAGCUCGAGCAAAUUUACAACGAGGAUCAAGAAUAUGAUGACUUGUUCACUACCGCACUUCGAUUUCGUCUGUUGAGGCAACAUCAGUAUCAAGUUUCUUGCAGUGUGUUCGACAAAUUCACGGACGAAGCCAAUAAAUUGAAAGAAAUGCUUACUAGUGAUGUUGAAGGUCUACUAAGCUUGUAUGAAGCAGCUCAUGUUCGAAUCCGUGGAGAAGAAAUCUUAGAAGAGGCCGUACCUUUUACGAAACAUCAUAUGACUCGUCACAUGUUGUCGUCCCAAUCGUUGGAAUCUCCACUUAAGGACAAAGUGAAGCGAGCUCUAGUGCACUCGCUUCAUAGAGGUGUUCCGAUUAUCGAAGCACGCGUUUACAUUUCCAUCUACGAAAAAGAUGAUUCAAGGGAUGACAUUAUUUUAAAACUAGCAAAAUUGAAUUUCAAUUAUUUGCAGAAUAUGUACAAGGAAGAGCUCUCCGAACUCUACAGGUGGUGGAACAACUUUGACCUAAAGUCAAAAUUGCCGUACGCAAGAGACAGAUCGAUAGAGUGCUAUCUCUGGGGUGUCGCAUUCCAUUUUGAACCUCAGUACUCGUAUGUUCGAAAAGCGGUUGCGAAAGCUGUGCAAAUGGUUAUUGUGAUAGAUGAUACUUAUGAUAAUUAUGCUACACUCAAUGAAGCUCAGCUUUUUACUGAUGUUCUUGAAAGGUACCUAUCUUGCCUUAUGUACGAGAGCGUAGGUUUAGUACUCACUGCACUUAUAUAGUUGGCUGAUAAAUGUGAGUAUAUAAUGAUAUAUUUUGAUU